Messenger RNA from Fusarium mangiferae, 894 nucleotides. RefSeq lists its product as uncharacterized. NCBI's taxonomy places the organism in Eukaryota, Fungi, Ascomycota, Sordariomycetes, Hypocreales, Nectriaceae. Gene Ontology annotation, cellular component: cytoplasm. The record is from RefSeq and is a predicted model, not a curated record. Gene Ontology annotation, molecular function: oxidoreductase activity, acting on the CH-OH group of donors, NAD or NADP as acceptor. The transcript is spliced from 2 exons. Bases 1 to 894 code for a protein of 297 amino acids.
AUGGCAUUUACGGUCAAGGGCAGAACUGCUGUUGUGACGGGAGCAGGCUCGGGAAUAUGCUAUCACUUCUCAAAAGUCCUCCUCGAGAGGGGAUGCAAUGUUGUCAUGGCCGACCUUUCUCUACGGCCUGAGGCGAGCGAGUUGCUGAAGGCCUUCCCUUCUCAGGCGUUAUACCAGCCGACUGAUGUCACGAAAUGGGAUCAACUCGAUCACGCAUUCGAGGUUGCUAAGAAGGAAUUUGGAGGGUAUGACAUCGUAUGUCCUGGUGCUGGAGUGUACGACCCGCCCUUCUCGAAUUUCUGGCACCCAGCUGGCACGGCGUUGUCAAAAGAUGUGCAUAGCGCAAGUCGCUUCGCAAGCCUUGACAUCAACUUGACGCACCCAAUCUACGCAACGCAACAAGCCAUUACACAUUUCACAAAGAACAAGAAACUGGGUUCCAUAGUGCACAUCUCAUCUAUCGCUGCACAAGGCCCAGUUUUGUCGGUGCCCAUGUACUGUGCAGCCAAAGCUGGGAUAUCUCAUUUCGUCCGGUCACUCGCGGGUCUCGAGAAACCUCCAGCCAGUACCGACUUGGCUAGUAUCCGUGUGACAGCAGUUGCACCAGGGGUCAUUAAAACUCCCCUGUGGACAGAGCAUCCAGAGAAGCUUGCGUGGAUUGAUGGCGCAAAAGACGAGUGGGUAGAGCCUGAGGAUGUUGCGCUGGCAAUGCUCAGUCUCGUUGAGAAGGAAGAAUAUGUUGGAGGAACGGUUUUGGAAGUCGGAAAAGGUCAAACAAGAGAGGUUCAUGUUCUCAAUGAUUCUGGGCCGUCUGGCUCGGGACAUACCGUUAGCGGCUUGGGUAAGGGCAUCGACGAGGUUUGGGAGAUUCUUUCACAGAAGAAGCAUGGCUGA